Molecule: messenger RNA, 1582 nt
Organism: Phycomyces blakesleeanus NRRL 1555(-)
Lineage: Eukaryota; Fungi; Mucoromycota; Mucoromycetes; Mucorales; Phycomycetaceae
Exons: 2
Coding region: 202-1488 (428 amino acids)
Biological process (GO): 'de novo' pyrimidine nucleobase biosynthetic process; L-glutamine metabolic process; L-arginine biosynthetic process
Cellular component (GO): carbamoyl-phosphate synthase complex; cytoplasm
Molecular function (GO): carbamoyl-phosphate synthase (glutamine-hydrolyzing) activity
Source: RefSeq, a predicted model, not a curated record
GCAUACACUCACACACAAAGAAGUUGUUUUUUUUUCUCGCAAAUCAUAAUAGACUUCGAGUCGCUUAUGUACAUUCACGCAUUCGAGAAAGCCUCUGCCGACUAUAUCUGUGAUCAAAUCUGGAGAUCAUCUUGUAACUGUUAGAUAAAAAGAGCACACAAAUAAAGCAUCUCUUACACAAAACAAUAACAAAAGAACAUAAUGUCUAUCCUCAAAUCAAUCCAAUUAAUUCGCCCUACAAUGAAGACCACUUGGGUCGCGCACUCCGGCCUUACUCGUGCCUUUACUUCAACGCCUUUUACUAAGAAAUCCGCAUCUGCAAUUCCUGCUGCUCUCAAGCUGAAAUCCGGUCAGAUCUUUCAGGGAACUUCCUUUGGUGCCGAAACAUCUGCAUUUGGUGAGGCAGUCUUCACUACCUCUCUUGUCGGAUAUCCGGAAUCAAUGACCGACCCUUCCUACACGGGCCAACUUUUGGUUUUCACUCAGCCCUUAAUAGGAAAUUAUGGUGUUCCUGGAGAGACCAAAGAUGAAUUUGGUCUCUACAAGUACUUUGAAUCGGAAGGAAUCCAAGUCCGAGGUAUCAUUGUGAAUGAUUAUGCGGCUCAAUAUUCUCACUGGACAGCUAUCGAGUCUCUUGGCAAGUGGUGCAAGCGAUACAAUGUUCCUGCAAUCAGUGGUGUCGACACCCGUGCUAUAACCCACCGACUCCGCGAUCAAGGAUCUACUCUUGCACAACUUGCCAUUGGCGAUGAUGCCCUAAAGAAUGACAUAUCUAAGCUGCAUUUUCCUAACCCCAAUGACGAAAAUCUGGUCGCUAGAGUGUCUACCAAGGUGCCAUUACACUACAACCCCAAGGGAGAUGUCAAGAUUGCAGUCGUUGACUGUGGAGUAAAGCAAAACAUCCUUCGCUGUCUUGUCAAUAAAGGAGCCAGUGUCACAGUUCUUCCAUUUGAUUUUGACUUUAACCACAUUUCGGACCAGUUUGAUGGUCUCUUUAUAUCCAACGGUCCGGGUAGCCCUACCACAUGUACUGAAACAGUAAAAAACCUCCGCACUGCUCUCGAUUCUUUUGAUAAGCCUAUCUUUGGCAUCUGCAUGGGAAAUCUACUCCUAGGAAUGGCUGCUGGUAUGGAUGUUUACAAACUUCCAUUUGGAAACCGUGGUCACAAUCAACCUGCCCUCCAUGUCGACACGAAGAAAUGCUACAUUACUUCACAGAAUCAUGGCUAUGCCCUCGACGAUAAGGUUAUGCCCAAGGGAUGGAGACGCAUGUUUGUCAAUGCAAACGACGGUUCCAAUGAAGGUAUCCGCCACGAAACCAAGCCUAUAUUCUCCGUUCAAUUUCACCCCGAAGCCAAGGGCGGUCCUCGAGACACCGAAUAUCUGUUUGAAGAUUUUUUGGGCCAUGUUCGUAGCGACAAGCUUAAACGUUCUGGUUUCCAGGCGAUUCUUGAAGACCAGCCUGCUACUGUUUCUGCUUUUUCCUAAACACUACUAUUUCUGAGAAACCUUUUUUUUUAAGUUUUCAUAUUUGCAACACUUUUAAAAAUAAAUAUAGGAUAAGAUAUCCAAUCUAUAAGUU